Cornus florida is the source of this 1094-nucleotide messenger RNA. Its product is annotated as ethylene-response factor C3-like. Gene Ontology annotation, molecular function: DNA binding; DNA-binding transcription factor activity. The coding region runs from base 146 to 826 and encodes 226 amino acids. Lineage: Eukaryota; Viridiplantae; Streptophyta; Magnoliopsida; Cornales; Cornaceae. The transcript has a single exon. The record is from RefSeq and is a predicted model, not a curated record. Gene Ontology annotation, biological process: ethylene-activated signaling pathway; regulation of DNA-templated transcription.
CGCACGCACAUAAUACAAAAUCUUCCCUCGUAUUUGUGUAUAUAUAGGGUGGGUGUCUAAAACUUGUCCAAGGGAACACAUUUCAUAUUUUGGUCACUAGGACCAACCAAAGCCAGAGAAACAAAGGAAACCAUUCAGUCCAAACAUGGACUAUUCUUCCAUCCCAUACCCAAAUUCCGAGCACUCGCCGGAAUCCUCAUUCGGAUCGCCGGCCCAAUCUCUCUCGUGGGACGAGCUUCUCUUCCACCACAAUUCCCUCCCAUUCAAUUUCAAUGACUCCGAGGAAAUGCUUCUUUUCGAUGUCCUGGCCGAGGGAGCAAGGGAAAGGGACUCGUCCGAGGCCAAUUCCAAUUCUUCCGGUGGAAUUAAGGAAGAGGAAGUGACUUCCAACCCGGCGGAAAGGGAAUUCAAGAAGGAAAAGUCGUACAGAGGGGUACGCAGGCGGCCUUGGGGGAAGUUUGCGGCGGAGAUAAGGGAUUCCACUAGGAAUGGAAUCCGGGUUUGGCUGGGAACGUUUGAUAGCGCUGAGGCGGCCGCCUUGGCCUAUGACCAAGCCGCCUUUUCGAUGAGGGGAGCCAAUGCCGUCCUCAAUUUUCCGGUGGAGAUGGUCAGGGAGUCCCUUAGAGACAUGAAGUACGGUUGUGAUGAAGAUGGUUGCUCCCCUGUGGUGGCGCUAAAGAAGAGACACUCCAUGAGAAAGAAAUCAAUGAGCAGAAAACACACAGUCAAAGAGGUGAAGGUAGAGAAUGUGGUGGUGUUAGAGGACUUGGGUGCUGAAUAUUUAGAGGAGCUACUUAAUUCUUCGGUGUGUGCUACUUCUUGGUGAAUAAACACCACACCACCUCGAUCUUCAAAAUAUUCCCUUUUUUUUUUUAUGUAUCAAUCCUUAAUUAGUUUCUUUGUUAAUUACUUUUUCUUUUUUGCCUUUUUUUCCAUUUUGAUUUAUCUUUGAGAAGCAAAGAUUUCAAGUGGAGUUGAUCCAAUUCAAAGUUGGUUCUCCUUGAUUUUUUAUUAUUAUUAUUUUUUCUUUUUCUUGUAAAGUGAUCUGUAACAUAUUGGCUAUUUCAAAUUCUCAACUAUUGGAGAUUGAAUUA